AUGGUACAAGAUAUUGGCAGCGGCAGCGGCAGCGACCCUGCCCCCGCGUCCUCCGAGCCCAAGCCCGCCACCAACGGCACCCUCCCUUCUUCGAAGCCGCACGACGCCCCCGCGCAUCCGCUUUCCGAGGUCUCGCGCCAGCUCAACGACAAGAUCAAUGCCUUUCUCGCCGAGGAUACAAAGGACCCCAUGCUCCAGAGGGUCCAGGCCCAGGUCCGCGUGGCCAUUGAGGUAGUGGAAGAGGCCUACCGGAGAUUCAGACCCGAGCAAAUCUCCCUCUCCUACAACGGCGGCAAGGACUGCCUCGUGCUCACAAUCAUCGUCCUCGCCUGCCUGUCACGACGCUCCGCCGAGACGGCCUACCCCGCCACCUUCCCCGCCGUCUACGUCGUGUCGCAGCACCCGUUCCAGGAGGUCGACGACUUUGUCGCCUCCACGAGCGCCGAGUACCACCUGCAGGUCUCGAGCUACCACGCGCCGAUGCGAGAAGCCCUGACCAUCUACCAGGCCGAGAACCCCAAAAUAGAGGCCAUCUUCGUAGGCACCAGACGGACGGACCCAUUCGCGGAGAAGUUGCAGCAUUUCGAUCCGACAGACGCAGGCUGGCCUUCGUUUAUGCGGGUACACCCUGUGAUUGACUGGCAUCUCGGUAUGUUUGGCUGGCGGUUUAUUAGACACCUCAACAUCCCAUACUGUGAAUUAUACGACCAAGUAAGCCCAUCGAUUUCUACACAUGGAGAGAACACAGCUCCCAGGUUUCUCAAGGAUAUCUCGCUAACUUUAUUCAAGGGAUACACCUCACUAGGCGGUAGACUGAAUACACAUCCAAACCCUCUGUUAAAGAAGGAGGGAGAAGCAGGUUUCCGGCCUGCAUAUGAACUUGUAGAUGACAACGUGGAACGACUAGGUCGGGAUAGAUAA
Molecule: messenger RNA, 921 nt
Organism: Clonostachys byssicola
Lineage: Eukaryota; Fungi; Ascomycota; Sordariomycetes; Hypocreales; Bionectriaceae
Source: the annotation of a GenBank genome assembly